UCCGACAGCACGUGAAGGCAGCGCGGAGACCGACCGUGCAGCUCCUCUGCUGGGCUCAGUCACACGAGUAGCACACGGAGAAGCCGCUGCCGCUUCACAAGUUUUUUCCCUGGAAGCAGCGCCUGGUAACUCCAGAGAAAAGCGAGUUUAUUCAUACUGUAGUUACGAAACCGGUGAAUGUCUCAGAGAGGGUGAGGAGUUUUAUUUCCCCCCUCUUACCACAGCAACAGUGAGUGAGUGAGAGAGUAAGUGAGUAAGUGAGUGGACGCUGCCUGUUGUCCCCGGUGGAGCAGCCUGUUUUUUUGUUUAGGCUUUGACCUAAACCCAACACAGCCGUUGGCGCAUUUCCACUCACCGGUCCUUGGGGACGAACGGCAUAAACAAUGUCCUCAUAUACUUUUGUUGUUCGGCUUGUGUGUGAGUGUGACUGUGUGCUGGGUUAAGCUGCGAUGAAGGCAGAGUUUAGCAGCGUUGAGGCGCCAGACGGGAGACAGUGAAAGCUAAGCUCUCUCAUCCCAGCAGCGGCAGAAACAGCAGCAGCAGGAGCAGCAGCAGCAACAACGGUAACCGACGCUGGUCCCACAGCACAGACCACAGCCACUCGACACAGUCUUAUCUAAUCUGUCACACUCCUUCCUCCCUGUCUGUUUUAUCCCUCAUCAUCCUCCUCCCUCUUUCCUCUACAUGUGAUUUCUCCUACCUCAUCUGUCUUUCUCCCUCCUGAUCUACCUCUUCACACUCCCCCCUCCCUCCCUCCCUCUCUGCUUCUCUGGCAGGCUGCUCAUUGCAGUGAGUCAGUAUCAUGGAGGCAGGCAGCGGGGCUGCUGCAGCGGUGGGGAGUGCAGCACUAGGACUGCUGGGAGCCACAGCCACGUCCAGCCAUGACAUCCUGGACAGGGGUCUAAGGCCUGGACGUCACCUGGAGGACGACGAUAUUGUGCCCGAACUGGCUUACAUCCAUCCCAGAGAAAGACCAGACUGGGAGGAGACCAUCAGCGCCAUGGCGAGGAGUGCCGAGAUCCCUGAGCUGCGGAGUGAGCCCCUCAUGCGCUCGUGCAGCAGCAGCACAGCCAGCAUGAAGGUCAAAAAUGUGAAGAAACUUUGCUUCACCAAGGGCCACUUCCCCAAACUGGCCGAGUGCGCUCACUUCCACUAUGAAAACGUGGACUUUGGCACAAUUCAGUUGUCCCUUGGAGACGAACAGAGUGAAUUGACGAGGAAUGGCUACGAAUCUAAGGAGCUGGUGUAUUUAGUCCACAUUUACUGCCAGGGCCGGAGCUGGAUUGUGAAGCGCAGCUAUGAGGACUUCCGUGUCCUGGACAAGCACCUACACCUCUGCAUUUAUGACCGACGCUUCUCACAGCUGCCUGAGCUGCCUCGAUUGGAAAGUCUGACUGAUUCGUCAGAGUCAGUUUCCCAGAUGUUGUUAGCCUACCUCUCCCGGCUCUCAGCCAUCGCUGACAACAAGAUCAACUGUGGACCUGCCCUCACAUGGAUGGAGGUUGACAAUAAGGGGAAUCAUCUGUUGGUCCACGAAGAGUCAUCUAUCAACGUGCCAGCUAUUGCUGCUGCGCACGUCAUCAAGCGCUACAUUGCCCAGGCGUCAGAUGAGCUGUCCUUCGAGGUUGGUGACAUUGUCUCAGUGAUUGACAUGCCUCCUAAAGAAGACACCACAUGGUGGAGAGGGAAGCAUGGAUUUCAGGUUGGCUUCUUUCCCAGCGAGUGCGUGGAGCUCAUAAAUGAUAAGGUGCCACAGUCCAUGACUAACUCGGUGCCAAAACCAGCCACCCCCAGCUCUGGCCUGCAGCCCGCUUCUUGGAAUCUCUUCCCCCCCUACUUGGAGAUGGAGAGUGUAAUAGAGGACAAUGCAUGGGUGGCCGACCCGCUAAACCACUACAGCCUAAGUUCAGUGUCUAAGAAGCACGGGAAGCUGAUCACCUUCUUGCGGUCCUUCAUGAAGUCCAGGCCCACCAAGCAGAAGCUGAAGCAGAGGGGCAUCCUGCGGGAGAGGGUGUUCGGCUGUGACCUGGGAGAACACCUCCUGAACUCUGGAUAUGAUGUUCCCCAGGUCCUCAAGAGCUGCACCGACUUCAUCGAGAAACAUGGCGUGGUGGACGGCAUCUACCGCCUCUCUGGAAUCGCCUCAAAUAUCCAGAAACUGCGGCAUGAGUUUGACUCUGAGCAGAUCCCUGACCUGACCAAAGAUGUUUACAUCCAGGACAUCCACUGUGUGGGCUCGCUGUGUAAGCUCUACUUCAGAGAGCUGCCCAACCCCCUGCUCACCUACCAGCUCUAUGAGAAAUUCUCUGAGGCCGUAUCGGCUGCGACGGAUGAAGAACGACUCAUCAAAAUCCAUGAUGUCAUCCAGCAGCUUCCUCCACCGCAUUACAGGACCCUCGAGUUCCUCAUGAGACACCUUUCCCGCCUGGCAGCUUUCAGCUACAUCACCAACAUGCACAGCAAGAACCUGGCCAUCGUCUGGGCUCCCAACCUGCUGAGAUCAAAACAGAUUGAAUCUGCGUGCUUCAGUGGUACAGCAGCCUUCAUGGAAGUAAGAAUUCAGUCUGUGGUGGUGGAGUUCAUCCUCAACCAUGUGGAUGUCCUCUUCAGCACAAAACUCAGUUCACUAAUACGAGAGGGAGCAGGUCACAACUCAUUGUCGCGGCCCAAGUCCCUGCUCAUUUCAUCACCCUCCACGAAACUUUUGAGUCUGGAGGAGGCCCAGGCGAGGACACAGGCUCAGAUCAACUCUCCAGUCACAGAAGACAGCAAGUACAUUGAGGUGGGCGAAGGUCCAGCCGCCCUGCAGGGCAAGUUCCACACCGUCAUCGAGUUUCCCACCGAGAGGAAGAGGCCUCCUAUUAAAUCCAAGAAGUCUCCUGUUGGUAGCUGGCGUUCUUUCUUCAACUUGGGCAAGUCUUCCUCUAUGUCAAAGCGCAAGCUCCACCGCAACCCCAGUGAGCCUAAUGAACUCAAAGCAAUGGCUCUCGCUGGAGGAAGAGGAGACACUGCAACACUGAGAUCAGCCAAAAGUGAAGAGUCGCUGAGUUCCCUGCAUAAUGUCGAAGGAGAGUCCAAGGUGUACCGUCCUCGGAGGCCGCGUUCGAGCAGUGAUGCCCUUUCAGCCUCCUUUAACGGAGAGCUGCUGGACAGCCGGCAGCACUGCAACUCCUACGACAACCUGGAUGCCACAGAGGAAAGCGACGGAGACGAUGGGCCCAUCUGUGUGCCUGCUCUCAUUUCACCGCCUCGCUCAUCAGGUGAAGAGGUGGACCUCAGCCCGCCAGACAUCGGUAUGGCCUCCUUGGACUUUGACCCCAUGUCUUUCCAGUGCAGUCUCCCCGACACAUCCUUCGCCUUCCCCCUAGAUGACUCACCAGGAGGUGCCAAGGCCUCCACGUUAAAAAGGAGCCCUGGCAGCUUCUGUGGCAAGACAAACGGCUCUGACAUUCCCACCUCAUUCUUGGGCUGCUUGACCUCACCCUUGGUGUCCACAGACCUCAGAUCAGCUGCUGGAGACAAUACAGAAAACAAAAAAUUGACCACUUCCCAUUCAUUCACUGAUAAACCCACACAGGCAGUGUCACCUAUUAAAUGUGGAAAGGCCAUCAGUAUGACACCUUUUGCCACUUCAGAGCUUUUGUCUACAGAUAUGCCUGAUAAGAAUACAGCUGGACAUGCUGUCACUCCACACCCAUUAAAUCCUCCUGUAAAACCCAAGGACUCUCCUCCCCUGAUGGGCAGUGUGCUGCUCCGAGCAACAGAGCUGUCACUUGGUGAAGCUUUCCAAAAGGAGCUGCACUCUAAGCUGGCGGCCUUUGACAGCACAGACAGCCACGAGCUGAGGGGAGAAGACAGUCUGCAGCAGGCAACAGCUGCCAGUCGCCAAGAGCUCCAAGGAGUUGUAGCUCUGGACUCUUCAAAGGACCUCACCCCUCAUUCCCUCAGCUCUUCAGCUCCCUCCUCUGCUCCUCCUCCUCCCCCUCCUAAAAAUGCUGCCCGCAUGUUGGCCCUGGCCCUGGCCGAGUCUGCCCAGCAGGUCUCCAUCCAGUCGCAGUUACGGUCCUCAGAGCCUCCAACACCUGUAUCCUCUGUGCAGUCACAGGAUGCCUCUGACCUCCGCAACACGUCACAUCCACUCGCAUCACAUUUCCAGACUUCCUUUGAGGAGAAAGCUGAACAUUCUAGUCCCUCGUCUCAACACACCAAUUCCACAGCUGUCACCACAGCCCCAUCAUAUCCCUCCACUUCCAGUCCCCCAAACAAGCAGCAGCAGCCUGAGUUACCAAGCAUGGUCAACAAGGCUACAGAAAGUGCUGGGUCCUCGAGAGGUCCACCUGAAACACAGCCACGUAAAGAUUCUACCCCACCAGACACUCCUCUGUACAAGUGUGCUCCACUCUCUAGUUCAGUCAGCCCGACUUCUCCAACUAGGAAAAGUCCAGAGAGGCAUCAGACUGUUGCAGGACAAGUCCCAGUCCAUACUAGCUACUCUCCAGCUGCCUCCACUCCUAGCGGCGGCUGUAAAGACACUGUCGUCACACAGUCUGGCCCUGAGGUUAAAUCGGAGGACACUGCGCUGCCCGCAGUCUUUCCAAAACCACCAGAGCAGCCACCUCCGACAGCUCAAAAGCCUAAAAAGCAUGCAGUUCCUGUGCCCCAGCAUCAACCCCAGACUCGGAUACAGCCUCAUCUGCCAACACCUGCUCAACCUCAGGCACAGCCUCAGACACAAGUCCACCCCCAGCCCCAGACGCUCUCGAAGGCCAGUGCAAGAGUGGCCCCCACUUCAGCUGAGCCUCUUGAGAAGCCAUGGGAGGCCAUUAAGCCAGUGCAGCCUUGUACCGAGUCUGCAAGGUACCAUGACUCACAUGGGCCCAAACCUCCAGCCCCUCCUGUUCGCACAAUUGAGAGCAAACUAGCCACGGCAGCCCUCAGCCAAAGUGAAGCCUCUUACCACAUCGGGGAUGAAGGCCUGGCACCUGGCCAUAUGGAUGAUUCUCUGCCUCACCAUCCUCUCUCUCCUCCUCAUAAAUCUUCCAUGCACCAGCCAGCAUACCUGUUCCAUCCUAAAGGAGAAGCAGUUUUUAUUGAACCUCCAGGAGCUGCUUACUACCACCAGAAGCCUGUUACUCCAGGCCAGCAGUCCAUGCCACACCACUACCGACCAGACAGUGUCCCCCCACACCUCGCCUAUGUGUCCAAGUCUGAGCCUCAGAUACCUUACAGUGCCAGAUUAGACAACAGAUACAGCACUUUAGGCCCAAGGUCAUACCACCACUCCAUUAAAUCCAGAGGAAACCCGCGGAGUGUGUUUGUGUCUCCAGGGCCAGGGCAUCCAGGUUACAGCCACGACAGACCCCAAGGCUAUCCCACCAUCCGCAGAGUACACUCGCUCCAUGUUCCUUCCACUAUUCGCUCAGUGCCCAUUCAAAGAACCGAGGUUCCUCCAGAUGAUGACAUGUUCUUCUACCACAGACCCGUUUAUCAGUGCAAAGCCUACCAGCAGCCCACUCCGCAGUCCUCACAAACAGACUACCACGUCACACAGCUGCAGCCUUACUUUGAGAAUGGGCGGGUCCAGUACCGCUACAGUCCGUACUCUGGUUCAGGCCAGUUGGAGGCACCGUUCUAUGACAUCGAUCCUUACGGCACGAUCCGAAUCCGCCACUUCCAUUCCCACGGCAACCGAGAUCCUGGAGCUGUUGCUGGUCGAUCAGGUGAAAAGGCUACUGGGUACCACUACCUCGCUCGCCAUGUUCUCCCUCCUGGGAAGGAGCAUAGCUUUGUGAGCAGGGAUAUGCCCCCUAGCCAUGGGGCCAAGGAAGCUGCUGCUUACCUCUCAUGGGACCCAGAGGAGUUGGAAAGGCUCCGCAUGCACUCCAUCCGCAGGGAGAGCAGGGCAAGACAAAGGAUUAAAGGCCCUGUCCUUUCUCAGUAUGACAAUGUUGGCUUGUUCGCACCAGCAGAUAUAUCUGGUUAUGAAACCUUACACCUGCGUAGUAAAUCAGACCCCGGUAAAGCUGUGCUGGUUGUAGCCGAGAGCAAAGAUGGACACUACCUCCCCAGACAUAUGGUGUCAGACCCUGAUGUUCUCAUGUACAUGGAGACUGACAAGCAUAUCCAGGGCAGUGUAGCAGGUGACAAGUCAGAUGGACUUUCCAAGCAUAGUAGUUCCAAAAAAGGCCAAUCGUCUCACUCCCUUCCUGCAACUCUGAGCCACAGUCUCUCCCAUCAGGAGAGCGGCCGACACGAGGCCAAGUACGAAACUGGAGACGAGAAGCUGGGUGGAGACUGCGGCAGGUCUAAACACUGGCAGCAAGAGUAUUCCAACAAGAGGAACGUCCAACCACGGUACGAGUGUCCUGAUUCUGACCUCCACCAGAGUAAAGUGAAAACAUCAAGCGGCUACCACAGCACAGACGACCAGCCGUUGGUUCCCAGGGAACAACUCGCCCGCUCCAAACCAGAGAGAUCGCACAGUGUCCGCGAGCAGCAGCACUACAGCCAGAGCAAAGUGGACAGAGACUACUCGUAUCAGACACAUAACACGAAAACUACACAGUCCCACUACGAUAACUUGGACGAUUACCAUCCAGUACCUCAACCUCAGGCCCCUGUCCAAAAACGUGGAAGCUCGGGCUCCUAUCCUGCUCCAGGAUUCACAGUGAGCCAAAACAACAGAGCGUACUCCACAGCACUGGGCCAGGGAGCCUUUAUCCAGACUGAGCUGGCCAUGCAGAGGCCAGAGACAGAGAUACGUACUGAAUGAAGCAUUUAGGGGAGAAACAUGUGAAUUUAUCUUUAGCUGUGUUGAAGAGAGACUAAUGAGCUACGGUUGAGCAGCCUCUGCCGGACAGUGGACUGUCGUAUCACCAAUAUUUUUGCUCCUGUAUAUUUUUAAUGAAUUGUAAGACUUUUUACAAAAAGUCCUGAAUGUACCUGAAAUUACUGUUCAAGAGGUCAUAUUAUUGAUUAAUUGAGACGUUAACUAGUCAUAAAUGUAUAUGAUAUGAAAGACUUAAGGUACUUUCAACAGAAACCACAAAAAUGUGGAAUACAGUGUAUAUAUAUAUAUAUAUAUAUAUGUACAUAUACAUAUAUAUGUAUAUAUAUACUGUAUAUAAAUAUAUAUGAUAGAAUCUGUAGUAAAAAGGGAUUUUUAGUUGUAUUUUUUGUUAGGUGUGGCGCUGGGUAUGAGCAUCAUCUGGGGAUUAAGGUUUGCAUUUUAGAAAUGCAUGCACUCUCUAUCUCUUACAGAACAGUUCUGUGUAGUUCACUAUCCAUUAAGUUCUUUUUUGGAUGUUACAGCACAAGUUAUUAAAACAGGAAACAGGUCACCACCCCCUCUGCUAAUAUGUACAUGUGUCAGUGACACAGUGUGUCCAUGUUUGUCUCCGAGAUUCCAACUGAGUGUGGGCUUGAUAAGGAUCCACAGCAGUGGGUUACUUUCAGUUAAUAUAGUGGUUAUCAUUCUCUUUAUUUCCUCUGUGACUGUGCCAUUUUUAUGUAACUUUGCUAUAAACAGAUUUCAGUGACUUCUAAUGGAAUGUUUUGGUAAUUGUCUGUUCUUCAGCGGAAUGUUUUGGUAAUUGUCUGUUCUUCAGUGGAAGAGGGACCAAAUCACUUGGCACAGUUGUUGCACAUUAAUGGGAUAAAGAGGGUGGAUGUAUGCGUGUUUUAGCCUUAGAUGUGUAAGAGGUUGUUUUUUUGUUUGUUUCCCCUUUUCACGACAUUCAAGGUACUUUCAUAAACUGGACUAACUGAAUAUACGUGACAACGAUGCUCCUGUCAAACGACAAAGCGAGAAACAUGUUGCCGCUGCUUUUCAAGGAAAACAACUUGGUGACGAGCCUUAAAUUUUAUUCCUACAGACCCUAUUGUGUUUUCUGCCAUUGUCAUACAAACCCAUUCUCAUACUGCACAAACAUAGCUAGAUUUAGGAUCACUGUAGAUGACUUUUGGUAGUUCAGUGCUGACGGGUGAUCUGCUGGGUUAUUUAGUUUUGUAUCGCCUCACUGGUUCUGAAUUUAAAACCGUUAAGAUGGAUUUUUUUUUUAAAGAUAUUUGGGUCCAUUUUUUCUAGCUGGAAAUGAUUACAUAGUACAUUCAUCUGGUAUUAUACUACAUGCCCUUUAGGUUCAUCAUAAUGGAAAAAUUACAAUAUGUUUGAAAUGUCUAAAUCCAGGUCGUACUCUGUAACCGUUUGACUUCUAUAUUGCUUGCAGGUUUUGCUCCUCUUGCCUUAUCUAAAGCCUCUUCUUUUUCAGAUGGGGUGUUAAAGUAAGGCUAUGUGUACUUGAAUGUGAAAACACUCUUGUCCCAAACUAGAGGUAUCUAUAUAAGUUAGAUAUGAAAUAAAUAAAACUGUUCAGGAA
This is a messenger RNA of Solea senegalensis (Senegalese sole), 8378 nucleotides long. It is a transcript of the gene arhgap32b, whose product is annotated as Rho GTPase activating protein 32b. NCBI's taxonomy places the organism in Eukaryota, Metazoa, Chordata, Actinopteri, Pleuronectiformes, Soleidae. The record is from RefSeq and is a predicted model, not a curated record. Gene Ontology annotation, biological process: small GTPase-mediated signal transduction. The coding region runs from base 803 to 6772 and encodes 1989 amino acids. Gene Ontology annotation, molecular function: GTPase activator activity; phosphatidylinositol binding; protein binding. Gene Ontology annotation, cellular component: actin cytoskeleton; nucleoplasm; fibrillar center. The transcript has 25 exons.